This is a messenger RNA of Colletes gigas, 1267 nucleotides long. RefSeq lists its product as uncharacterized. Gene Ontology annotation, biological process: sleep; positive regulation of voltage-gated potassium channel activity; regulation of synaptic transmission, cholinergic. The coding region runs from base 113 to 571 and encodes 152 amino acids. The transcript is spliced from 3 exons. NCBI's taxonomy places the organism in Eukaryota, Metazoa, Arthropoda, Insecta, Hymenoptera, Colletidae. The record is from RefSeq and is a predicted model, not a curated record.
UCGACUCAGUGGCGUGGUCAAUCGUAGGCGUGGGCAUUUGAAGUAAUUAAGCAUUAUAUGUUAACACGAGUUAUUUGGAAUUCUCGUAGAGUGAUCACUUGUUCCACAUAAAAUGGCCUCAGAAAUAAGUUUGCGUGUUUUAGUGUCAGUAUUAGCACUCCUCUGCUACAUUGAACAAGUUGAUUCUAUUAAGUGUUGGGUAUGCAGAUCAGAUUCGGAUCCAAAAUGCGCUGAUCCUUUUGAUAAUACCACUGUACCCAUUACCAAUUGCAAACAGGAACCAGACCUCGAACAUUUGCCAGGCAUAAGGCCUACAAUGUGUCGCAAAAUUCGCCAAAAAGUUAAUGGAAUAUGGAGGUAUUUUCGUAGUUGUGCCUACAUGGGUGAACCAGGUAUCGCUGGUGACGAACGGUUUUGUCUUAUGAGAACUGGAACUUAUAACAUAUUUAUGGAAUAUUGUACUUGUAAUAGCAAAGAUGGCUGUAAUACAGCAUCUAGCGAUCAGGGAAGUUUAAUAAUGUCUAUAACAGCUACAAUAAUAUCGUUCUGGUAUAUGUUUGUUUAUGCUUAACAAUCUUAACCAAAGGUUAUCUAUAUAUAUACGAUAAGCUAAGGAGUACAUAUCUGAACAUACAUUUUUAUGGUAUAGAGAUCUAUUUGUACUUACUAGUGAGUUUUCUGACAAUUUUAUGAUCCGAAUUUCAGGCAAUGAAAAGUUACAAAUUAGAUCUAUAUUACAGAAUCUUAUUUGAGAGCAAUUUUAUACUUUUGACUACUGUUUUUUAUGAAUGCGUAGAUGCGUCUCUUUGUCCCUUAUUAGAAAGUAUUAAGAGGUUAGGAGACUAUUUGUGAGACAUUUUUAAUGAUUGUACAAUACGACAUUUUACUUUUUCUAGAGGUAUUUUGCAUCUGCAUGUUGCGCGUCUUUAUAGAAAUAUAUUUUUAUUAAUAUAAAAUGGAACUUUGUAAUAUACUUAGUUAUCAAUUUAUACUUGGCUAGUACAAAAGAAUGUUAAAACGUCGAUACGCUUGAUCGACGUUAAGGUUAACACUUCGUAAAUAAGACUGUCAAUACCGUCCAUUAUAAAUGUCUUGAACUUAGUAUUAGUAUAAAACCAUGGCGUUCUUUAUAUUUUUAUAUGUACUUUGAGAAACCGUCGUUAGUCAUUAAACGACACAAAUAAAAAAUAUAGUAUGCACAAUUCCCGCGCGUGUACCGUUAUGUAUAUGGAAAAAAUAACGAAUAAAGAUAAAUAUUACCUUUAUA